Molecule: messenger RNA, 3402 nt
Organism: Candoia aspera
Lineage: Eukaryota; Metazoa; Chordata; Lepidosauria; Squamata; Candoiidae
Gene: SEC14L2
Product: SEC14 like lipid binding 2
Exons: 12
Coding region: 55-1284 (409 amino acids)
Cellular component (GO): cytoplasm
Source: RefSeq, a predicted model, not a curated record
AGAAAGUCGCCGGCGCCUGUCCCGGGCAGCUAGAAGGCGGCUGGCGCGGCGACCAUGAGCGGGCACGUCGGCGACCUGAGCGCCAAGCAGGAGGCGGCGCUGGCCAAGUUCCGUGAGAAUAUCCAAGACAUCUUACCAGAUCUUCCUGUCCAGGAUGACGACUAUUUGUUGAAAUGGCUUCGAGCCCGGUGCUUUGACCUGCAGAAAUCGGAAGCCAUGCUCAGGAAGCAUGUUGAGUUCCGCAAGCGUAUGGAUUCCAAGCACAUCAAGGAAUGGAAGGCCCCGGAGGUGCUCCGGAGGUACAUGGCCGGAGGAGCUUGUGGCUUUGAUCGCGACGGCUGCCCUGUUCGGUAUGAGAUCAUUGGGACCCUCGAUGCCAAAGGCCUCCUCUUCUCUGCCUCGAAACAGGAUCUGCUCAAGAAUAAAUUCCAGGACUGCGAGAAUUUGCGGGAGAUAUGUGACAAACAGACCAGAAAACUGGGGAGAAAAAUUGAAACCAUCGUGAUGAUUUAUGAUUUUGAAGGGCUGGGUUUGAAACAUCUCUGGAAGCCAGCUGUUGAUAUCUACGGAGAGCUUCUUGCCAUGUUUGAAGAAAACUUUCCUGAGUGCCUUAAACAUUUAUUUGUUAUUAAAGCCCCAAGACUGUUCCCGGUGGCUUACAACCUGGUGAAGCACCUACUGAGUGAAGAUACUCGCAAGAAGUUAGUUGUCUUGGGAGCAAAUUGGAAGGAAAUGUUGCAGAAAUAUAUUGACCCUGCAGAGAUCCCUGUGGAAUAUGGGGGGACCCUGACGGACCCUGAUGGAAACCCCAAAUGUGAGACCGAGAUAAACUAUGGUGGUGACAUCCCCAGAAAGUACUAUGUGCGGGAUCAACUGAAGCAACAGUACGAACAUUCGGUAAUAGUGAACCGGGGUUCUUCCCAGCAGCUGGAAUACGAAAUCCUCUUUCCCGGCUGCGUCCUGAGGUGGCAGUUCAUGUCAGAUGGGGCCGACGUAGGCUUUGGCGUCUACCUGAAGACCAAAGUGGGUGCGCGUCAGCAUGCCGGGGAGAUGACCGAGGUGCACCCCAACCAGCGCUACAAUGCCCACUUGGUCCCCGAAGACGGCAGUCUGACCUGUGCGGAUGCCGGCAUCUACGUCCUUCGCUUUGACAACACCUACAGCUACCUCCAUGCCAAGAAAAUCAGCUACACGGUGGAGGUCUUGCUGCCAGAUAAGAAAUCGGAGAAGAAGUUCCAGGAAUUGGAGGAACAGAGCAAGGGGCUUCAGACGAACCACGCCUGAUGAGAAAGGCAUCCCCAGGGGCCUCUCCCCUGCUCUCCCAGCCCCCCUGGGAGUGGCGGGGUGGGCACCAUCCUCAACAGUCCCCUUUGUGGGUGGAAUUCAGGCUUGGGCAGUCAGUGGGGUGCAGGGGGUUGCAAAGACGUUUGCCUCAAGGCAGCAGAUAGUGGGGUUUUACAAAAGGUCCCGCCCCACAUGCCUCCCCACCGCCCAUCGGUUCAGGACGCAGGAGAGCUAUAAUAGUCAAGCUUGUGCAGGAAUCAGCUGCCUGCUCUCUAGUUUAGGGCUACUUGAGGCCAUGGGCCUCCUGUGCCUCUUUGCUGGCAGGAUGCUUUGGGCCCUGGGGGUAAUCGUGGGAUCCGGAGAGCCCCCUCCCCUGUCCUCACCAGGUCACAGCAAAGUCCACUGAGACCACGCAUUUGGCUUCCACCAGGGGUCUGCACGGUCCAAAGCCAGUAGGGUUCUCUGUCGUUGUCGUUGGCAGAGGUAUACUGUGCCUGUAUGGGGAGGCUCUGCUUCAAAAGUCCCUGAAAGACCUGUCCUGGAUGCCUUUAUUCCCCUUCCCCGGAUUAAAGUGGGCAAGCUUCCAGCUGGCAAGUGCAUGCAAAAUCUGUUCCUGCUCAGCUUGAAGGCAGCCCAGCCGCUCCGCACGCUGAUCCUCCUGUUUUGGUGAUGCCCAGGACCACUGUCUCUCAAAUCACGCUUGCCACAUGCAAGCAGAAACUGCGUCAGAAAAUGAGGCGUCCAUGGGGGUCCCCCUGGCUGAGGCCACCAUGUGCUUUUCUGCUCACCCACUGCCUUAAACGGUCAUCCUGCCUGCCUCGAUUCCUUCGCUGCUUCUGUGACUUUUGCAGGACUGCCACCCGCCAGCCCCAACAGGGCUCUUCGCACAAAAUCCUACCCAAGAUUUACAGAUGUAUCUUUGCUGUCAACACUUUGUCCUUUGCGCAACAGGACAUUUUUCACUGAACAGUCAGGAGCUGGGGAGAGUUGAGAAGGAAUUUAUCUCCCUUACCUGCACCUGCAUUUAGCACUUCUCAGCUGGAUAUUUUGAGCGCUUGUUCAGAAAUGGACACCAGGGCCAGCCAGUGCCCUCACCCAAAGAACACACAUCUGCUUUCCUUCCAGGCUGGGAUAGUUUACCCAGAAGUCCCUGUGCAUUUGUUUUCCUCUACAACCUUCACAAAUAAUGUUUUGUUUCAUUUUUAGAAGAUCUUUAAUAGAUCAGAAGGAGAAAAGACAAAAGAAACAGGGAUUUAUAAACUGUAAAAAUUAGCUAUGAAUUUAUAAAAUGUUAAGAAAAAAAGAAAACAUUCCUCAGUCCUACUAAUAAAUUAAGACCAUACUUCUUACAUUUAUUAAAUUGAUGCUGACAAUGAGUCUUUGUAAUUAAUCUUCCUGUUGAGACUGCAUGGCUGCAUUUGGCAGAUUAGCUCAGUUCCUUAGAAAAUUUUGCACAGGGAUCCAUUAUUCCUUUAAUUCAAGCUGUUUUACUUAGCUCUUCUGCCCAAGUGGAUUCCCAACUGCAUAAAAAUACUGUUGCAAUUCCAAAGACCCAGCACACAAGGAAAACUGCACAGGAAGGAAGAGGAACAGCAAGCAAACCCAGGCCUCAAUUCUAUUUUAUUCCAGUCAUUUUUAAACUAGCCUGAAAAGUGGUUUAUCAUGAGAGGUGGUUUUAAAUAAUCUGUAUGCGAUGGUGGGUACAGCCAGCUCCAGAAGACUCUUUUCUCAAGAAGAAAAAUGGAUACAUCUCAAAGAAUUCUGAAUAAAAGGAUUAAACUGUGACCACAGCUUUGGAACAAUGGUGGUGUUUGCACAGGCUUCUCCAGGAUUAUUUUUUGCAGAAUGCCCCCCUCCCCAAACUAUAUAACCAUUCUCACAGAGAAAAAAGGAAAACAAAGAUAAAACCCAAGAACCAUUUAAAAAAACCCUAAAUAUAAUUGGGGCUGUGUGUGUACUAUAUACAGUAUAUCUGAAUGUAUAUGUGGCCCUGAGGAGAAAUACAAACCUUUUAUACAUCCCGUAUUCAAUAUUUCUAUCCAAAAUGACAACUGUGCAGGGAAAUGAUGUAAUCGAGAAAAAAAAAUCAAUGAUGCUAAUAAACGGUGAGCAAAUUGG